This is a messenger RNA of Brassica napus (rape), 1136 nucleotides long. RefSeq lists its product as uncharacterized. The transcript is spliced from 2 exons. Lineage: Eukaryota; Viridiplantae; Streptophyta; Magnoliopsida; Brassicales; Brassicaceae. The record is from RefSeq and is a predicted model, not a curated record. Bases 121 to 942 code for a protein of 273 amino acids.
UCGAAUUACAGGACGCCAUGUCAUCAUCACCCAAGACCGAAUGUGUUUCUCAGAUCGGUGAUCUCUCACACACACCUUUUAGUUUAUUUCUCGUCCAAAGAAACAAACCCUAACUCUGUCAUGGGAGGAGAGCUUCAAGAAGACUGGGAAGUGGUGAUCGAGAGCUCUGGAACUACUCAGGAGGAGGAGGAGGAGAAUCCGAAGAGCUUGGAGGAGAUUGAAGAUGGCACGCAAGGUAUGGUUACCUUCGAUUACUUCUCUAUCGAGAACUCAAACUGUGUGGGUCGCGUUGAUGCGAUUGAUGAAGAUGGGUCUGUCCGAUCGGGUAGUCCAGGCUGGAUCGAACCGAGCUCCGACGCUCCUUAUGGCCCUAGGCUUUUUAGCGAGUUGUGGUCCGAUUCUAGCAGCGAUCGGCUCGAUGAUCAGAAAUUAGUCGGUGACGAUGAUGUGAAGGGUUUGGAGAAAUCAGAGGAAUACAGCAAAAGUAUAGCGAAAGUGAAGCACUUGGAGAAAAUUCGGUUAGACUCCGAUGAAGGAUUUGAUACGGAGAGAGAGGAGGAAUCUCCAGUUUCAGUACAAGGAAAGUCUGUUUCUAUUGAUUCACCUGGUGGUGGAGGAGAAGAAAGGGUAUUUGUGUGGUGGAAGAUUCCGAUUGACGUUUUGAAGUAUUGUGUUUUCAGAGUUAAUCCUAUUUGGUCCUUCUCCAUGGCAGCAGCAGUGGUGGGUUUUGUUAUGUUAGGGCGCAGAUUGUAUCAUAUGAAGAAGAGGAAGAGCUCUACCUUGCAGCUUAAGGUCCUCCUUGAUGAUAAGAAGGUGGCGAAUCAUGCUGCUCGGUUGAAUGAAGCAGCAAUCUCAUUUGUGAAACGUGUGCCCAUAAUCAGGCCAGCACUCCCAUCAUCGGUGGUGGGUAUGAACCAGUGGUCUAUGAUGAGUUUAAGGUGAAAUAUAAUGCAUAUAUAUGCAAGAUAAAUGAUUGAUAUGGUUGGCAUGUGUCAUAUGAUUGUGUUAUAUGACAAGUCUCAAAAUGGUACAAAACAUACAAAAUAUGCUUCUAAGUUUGUACCGUGUGUGUGUAUAUAAAUAUUGCUACCUGUUUGAUGUACAAAUUGGAUGGAAUGGUUUGAUGGUUACGAAAA